AUGCCUGACGCCAUCUUCAACGCCCUUGCCCGCUUCCCCACCCAGGACCACAAUGCUCUCACCGACUCUCUCGACUGCACCUGGGUCCUCUACCCUAAGUAUAACGGGAACUCGAAAAACGAGAGCAACUCGACGACACAACGGCAGGUGUUCGUCUACAUUGACAUCCUCCUCCUGGGCAGCGGCGAUUCGGUCACCUUCUACGCCGGCAAUUCCACCUCCGCCCCCGAGGUCUUCAGCCGUACUGGUCCCUAUGAGGAGAGCGCGUCGCAGGUGGUCAGCUCCAAUCCGGGAGAGCCCCUCUACAUCCACUUCGUGGGCACCUCGACCGCCGCCAAGAACCUCGGGGCCUUCUUCCAAGCCGGGGGUUGCCUAAAGGGAGUUCAGACCUUCAGGCAGAGCGCGGGGUCCUUUAGCGACGGGAGCGGCUGGGUGGCCGACUACAUCGAACGCUCGGAUUGCGCCUUCCUCGUCGGAGGGCAAUCGAACAAGCUGGUGUCCCUGGCUGUCCAAGGCAACCUCGAGGAGAACUUCGACUUCGUGUUCGUGCGCGACGGCACGUCGGAAGACGCGCCACUGGUGGCCAUCUACACGGGCGCCAUCGACGAAACGAUCAUCAGCACCAGCGAUUCCCUCUACGUGCGCUUCGCCUCUGACAAGUCGAUUGUAGACCAGGGCUUCAAUGCCUCCUUCACCCUCAUCGACCAGACGGGGUGCGCGGGGCGGACCAAUCUCACGGACAACCGCAAGUACUUCACCGACGGCUCGGCCGGGAACACGUACCCGAACAACCUGGACUGCGAGUGGUGGAUCAGCCCGACGCCGCCCGUGGGCGAGAUCAACCUCUACUUCUCCGAGUUUGACGUGGCCGAAGGCGACUACGUCGCUAUCUGGGCCGCUGUGGGCGGCGUCAAGGACCAACAGCUGGCGCGCUACUCUGGCUCCUCCAUCCCCAACCCGAUUCGGCACGAGGGUGAUGAGCUUGUGGUGCACUUCCACACGAACGGCAACAAGGCGGCCCAGGGCUGGGCUGCCGUCUACUCGGCCGGUUCGUGCCUCGCACAAGGCACUGCGCUGGGCCCUCGCUCGGGAGAGGACAGUCUCAGUUGCUUCUGGCUCAUCGACCUCUCGGCCGACCCCGAAAUCGAGAAGAUCGAAUUCGAGUUCACUCUGUUUGACCUGGAGUAUCGCUUUGACUACGUGUCGAUCUACGAUGGCAACUCGGUCAACUCUCCCAUGGUGGCCGAGUUCACCGGUUCCACGCCCAACAUCACCGGCUACGCCACCACCCAGUCGAAGAUGCUCAUCAAUUUUGUAAGCGACGCCGACACCGGAGGCCAGGGAUGGCUUCUCAAGUACAACGCCGUCAACUUUGCGCCCGUGAGCUCGGACAACAGCUGGAUCACCGCGGUGGUGGCCGUGGUCGUGGUGGUGCCGUCCAUCGUCGUCUUGGGCUGCCUCCUCUUCGCCGCCUUCGCCCUCUGGAUCUGGUACCGGCGCAGCCACAAGGAGGAGCAACUGGUGGAGCCGGACUACUACCAACUCGUGACAGCGUCCACCAUCGAGCCGCUGCUGUUCGUUUCCGCCAAUUCCUCGCUCCCGCGUGUCAAGCACGACCCUGAAGGCCUCGCCAAGUUCACCGCCCUCCUUCUUGAUCCCGACUUCGCUCAAGCGCUCAUUCUCGGCGCCAAGAAGUCGCAUAUCGAAGUCGACACGGUGCGCAUCAGCAGGCUGAUCAUGCUCACCUACAUCUACGCCGGGCGACCGCUUGCCAUCCUCCAGGCCCAGCUCGCGCGCGAACUGCGCAAGGGAUCGAGCAAGACCAUGUUCCGGGAGGACACGGCGCUGACGACGAUGUUCAAGGUGUGGUCCAAGGUGGAGGCCAUGCCCUACCUCUGGCACAGCUUCGCCCAGCUCGUCCAGGAGGUCAAACACAUCGCCGCCGCCAAGAACAAGAACCUGGAGCUCUCGGAGUCGUCGAGUAAUCUGGAGGUGGACCCGAGGCGGCUGACGGCGGACGACAACAACCUCCUCAACACGCUCCAGCUCGAGCUCGUGCUUCCCAGGGAGCUGCGCAAGUUCUGCCAGAUGCUCAAGAAGGAGAUCCGCAAGGUCUUCCCACGCAAGGCCAAGAAGUUCUACCGGAUGGCGGUGGGCAAUUUCCUGUUCCUUCGGCUGUUCUGCCCGGCCCUCGUGGACUCGUUCGAGUACGGACUCAUGGACUCCCCGCCGGACACGGCCUCCCUCCGCCUGCUGGUGCUCAUCUCGAAGGUCCUCCAGGGCAUCGUCACCGGCAGCGCCUUCCGGGAGGACUACAUGCAAAACAUGAACGCGUUCACCUCCCAAAACCUGCAGUCCCUCGUCCAGUACCUCGACGACAUCGCUCGAGUGGAGGACAACGAGGAGUCGGACAAGUCCAGUGAGGAGCCGGACAACGACGAUGACGAGCUUGUCGAGGAGAGGCCCGUCAUGGAGAUGUCGGUGGAGCUCGACGUGUUCGAUGUUGAGUCAGGCCUCAAAAUGAGCCAAAACGUGGACAAGGCGGCCAGGAAGCAGAUGUCGGACAGCCAGCUGCAGGGGAUCCCCGAGAUCCUGCGAAACAACCGCAAGUCUCUGCGCGUGAAUCGAAACCAGGCGAUCACCAUCCUGUGCGCGUUCGCCGUGUCCGUGGCCCCCGACGUGAUCGACGCCAUCACCGCCACCCUGCCUGGCAAGAAGAAGGCCAAGGCGUUGGAGCAGACGUUCCGGGAAGUGCUUCCGCUGCUGAGCGACAAGGGCUACUCCGGCGAUGACACAGGGGAAGACAGUGACGAGGACCGACUCUAA
Acanthamoeba castellanii str. Neff is the source of this 2826-nucleotide messenger RNA. RefSeq names its product CUB domain containing protein. The coding region runs from base 1 to 2826 and encodes 941 amino acids. The transcript has 26 exons. Lineage: Eukaryota; Discosea; Longamoebia; Acanthamoebidae. The record is from RefSeq and is a predicted model, not a curated record. Gene Ontology annotation, biological process: regulation of GTPase activity.